AUCAGUCCAAGGACAUUACUCUGGAGGUGAAGAGGCUUGGACUCGCGAGGCGAGCAGUGAGGUUCGAGCCUGCUUACUGAAGGCUGCCUGCCCUCUGGCCACGGUCCGCCUCUGCUACUUGGUGCAGUUGCGCCUGAAAGCCGGUACCCAAGGAGCCUUCUGGCCCCGUGGUUCCGCGCUCUUGAGAGUAGAGGAGGGGUAUCCGGGACAGGAUUGACAAACCCCGCCCUCCACUUAUUAUUUUGCUUAUUUUUCUUUGUGCGCUCCCGUUAGUUUGUUAAGCAGAUUUAGUCCUAGAGUCUUUUCUCCUCCCUUCUCCCUCCUCCUCUCCCAUCACCCUCCCCCCAACCCUUUUUCUUCCCCUCCUCCCUCCUGUCCCUCUGCAGGAGACUCUCGCAGUCAAGCAAAGUUGCAGCUCCGGGUAGCGCCUAGGGGGUCUCCGGGCAGUGUUCAACCGCCGCCAUCCCUUUCCGACUACGGCCCUUCAGGGAUCUCCUUCGCCUGCACCCUUGCUCACUUCAGCCGGAUCUUCUGUGUCCAGAACGCCCCCCCUAUGACGAUGCUCCUGGACGGAGGCCCGCAGUUCCCUGGGCUGGGAGUGGGCAGCUUCGGUGCGCCGCGCCACCACGAGAUGCCCAACCGCGAGCCUGCAGGCAUGGGAUUGAAUCCCUUCGGGGACUCAACCCACGCUGCGGCCGCCGCUGCUGCCGCCGCCGCCUUCAAGCUGAGCCCAGCCACCGCUCACGAUCUGUCUUCGGGCCAGAGCUCAGCUUUCACACCGCAGGGUUCAGGUUAUGCCAAUGCCCUGGGCCACCAUCACCAUCACCACCACCACCACCACGCCAGCCAGGUGCCUACCUACGGCGGCGCUGCCUCUGCCGCCUUCAACUCCACGCGCGACUUUCUGUUCCGUCAGCGCGGUUCUGGGCUCAGCGAGGCAGCCUCCGGGGGCGGGCAGCACGGGCUUUUCGCCGGCUCGGCGAGCAGUCUUCACGCUCCAACUGGUAUUCCUGAGCCUCCUAGCUACUUGCUCUUUCCCGGGCUUCAUGAGCAGGGCGCUGGUCACCCGUCGCCCACGGGGCACGUGGACAACAACCAGGUCCAUCUUGGGCUGCGCGGGGAGCUAUUUGGCCGUGCAGACCCGUAUCGCCCCGUGGCUAGCCCGCGCACGGACCCCUACGCGGCUAGUGCGCAGUUCCCUAACUAUAGCCCCAUGAACAUGAACAUGGGCGUGAACGUGGCGGCCCACCACGGGCCGGGCGCCUUCUUCCGUUACAUGAGGCAGCCCAUCAAGCAGGAGCUGUCCUGUAAGUGGAUCGAGGAGGCUCAGCUGAGCCGGCCCAAGAAGAGCUGCGACCGGACCUUCAGCACCAUGCAUGAGUUGGUUACGCAUGUCACCAUGGAGCAUGUGGGGGGCCCGGAGCAGAACAACCACGUCUGCUAUUGGGAGGAAUGUCCCCGCGAAGGCAAGUCCUUCAAGGCGAAGUACAAACUGGUCAACCAUAUCCGAGUGCACACUGGCGAGAAGCCCUUCCCAUGUCCCUUCCCGGGCUGCGGGAAGAUUUUUGCCCGUUCUGAGAAUCUCAAGAUCCACAAGAGGACCCACACAGGUGAGAAACCCUUCAAAUGUGAAUUCGAAGGCUGUGACAGACGGUUUGCCAACAGCAGCGACCGCAAGAAGCACAUGCAUGUGCACACCUCGGACAAGCCCUAUAUCUGUAAAGUGUGCGACAAGUCCUACACACAUCCGAGCUCCCUGCGCAAACACAUGAAGGUUCAUGAAUCUCAAGGGUCAGAUUCUUCCCCUGCUGCCAGUUCAGGCUAUGAAUCUUCCACUCCACCCGCUAUAGCUUCUGCAAACAGUAAAGAUACCACUAAAACCCCUUCUGCAGUUCAAACUAGCACCAGCCACAACCCUGGACUUCCUCCCAAUUUUAACGAAUGGUACGUCUGAGGACAACCAAAAUGCAUUUAAAAAAGAAAACUGAGACAAAUCAGAUGGAAAUGGAGUUUUAAAGCAAGAGGCCAUAUAUAGGGCUACAUCUUGGUAAUUGCAAUUGUUCAGGAAGGUUUGGGGCAAGAUCCAAAAGUAGCCAUGCCCUUUUCUCAGGAUUAGAAAAUAUGUUUUGGCAUUUGAAAGAAUUUUUUACAAAAUCUUUUCACUGCUGUCCCUGCCCCCCUCCUCUUGCUCUCUGUACACCCCUUUCUGAAACUCCUUCAAAUCAUUUUAAUUAACACUUGUCCUGUUUCUUGAGGAAGUUAUCGAUGGCUUGGUGGUGGUGGUGACGUUAAACUGAUGAAAAUUCUUCUUCGCCUUAGUGGUGAUUGUUUAAACUCUCACGGUCUUAAACCAUGCCAAAGUCCUGUUAUGUCUUGAACUUUUCUUCAAAGCAUUACACUUGUGAAUGUAUCUUCGUCUAAUGGGGUCGAAACUUGUUGUUCAGUAUUUUUUCAGGCUGAGGAUAUGAUGUUACUCUACACAGAUUGUGACGUUUAGUAUACAGUUGCCUUUUGUAAUAACUUUUCUUUUUGUAAAUACAUAUCCGUUGAUGCCAUAUUUAUCGUUUGUAAUUUAAUUAUUGCUGCAAGUGCCGGGAACUGAACAAUAUUUAUGGAUAAAUGUUUUCUAACAAAUUCUGUACAGUUUUUGAUUAUAACUGCUUUAGCAUUAAACAAUUAUUGUUUUGAGAAAAGGAACACAAUUUACAAUUUUUGAACCAUACUGACUUUUGUUUUGUAAGAGCCUCCUACAAAUAGGAGACAUGAGUAAAUUGACUUUUGUUUGUUGGUAUUUAUAACUCACUCAGAUCCCUUUUUUAAUUGUUAAAUUAUUUUUCUAUUGCAGUCUAGAUUCCUUCCAAUGUCAGUUUCCAUCUGGGGAGGACCCUUUUUUUCUUUAUCUCUAGCUCAGAUGGUUGUUUAACUGCGAGUUUAAAUGUGUUUGUCCUGGAUUUUCGGCAUGCAAAACAAAUAAUACUGAUCAAUUCACUUAGUGGCCAUGACAUCUCAAUCUUGUACUUCAAAGACUGAGAAGCUGGAUUUAAUCAUUCCUGCCCUAUAUAUAUAUAUAUAUAUAUAUAAACAUAAGGUAACCUAAUUUAGUUUUAUGUCCCUUAGUUCUUUAUUACUUUACAUAAAAAUGAAAAUUAUGGCAGGAUGCAUGUCUGUUGAGAGAUCACUCAUAUACCUAUAUGUUUGUAUCUAUGACUUACCUAAUCUGCCUAUCAAAUCUGUUUAGCUUCAAAAGAUAGCACACCUCUGAAAUGACAAUGAGCAAGGCCGGCUGAACAGUGCUUCUCAUGGUUAAAGUGCUUCUUCUUUAAAAAAAAUAAAAUAAAAAUAAAAAAAACAUAGUCUUUAAAUUUUGGAUGGCAAAGGCUGAUUUGUUUGCUGUAUAUAGUUCAAUUCAUGAUUAUCACAAUUACUCAUAAUGUUUAUAUCGCGGUGUAAUAACUGCAGCAGUUCCUAAAUGAUACUGUGGAAAGAAAAACAUUUGCAAAAUACGUUAUUUUUAAAGUUCAUUACUUGUAGGCAAAGAUGUUAAGAGCAUUGUUUCCAUUAAAAUCAGUAACAAUGAAAAAUGGUUGUUUGUUUUGUGAUAAAAUGUGUUAACAAUCCAUUUAAUCUUCAGUGAAGCAACUCGUUUGGACAAACAGUUCUUUUUACAAUGGGUCUAUGGAAAAGAAACUGAUAACUAUUUUGGGGGGUUGAAGUGGGUAGAGUUUGGAGACUUUUUAGGGUGCUGUUUGGUUAUUGAGAGCCCAAUCUCUGCAUGAAUAACAGAAAAGUGGAGAUAUAAGGGAUUGUAAAGUAUUUAGAAAUGUAAUGAAUAGGCUUAAGUACCUCUUUCGCUUUAAGGGGCAAUGCUCUCAGUUUUUGAUGGCAGUUAAUUUGAUAUUAUAUAAACAUUUUCAAUUCUAGAAUUUUGUUGAUUGUUCUUUCUGAAGAAAUAAAAGUCUUGGCACAUCGUAUUUAUGUAACUUUUUUUUUUUUUAUUUGGUGCCCAAUAUUUUUUCCAUGUUCAAAUAAAUCAAUAUUAAAUUG
Arvicanthis niloticus (Nile rat) is the source of this 4044-nucleotide messenger RNA. RefSeq names its product Zic family zinc finger 3 (gene Zic3). Gene Ontology annotation, cellular component: nucleus. Gene Ontology annotation, molecular function: RNA polymerase II cis-regulatory region sequence-specific DNA binding; DNA-binding transcription factor activity, RNA polymerase II-specific. The record is from RefSeq and is a predicted model, not a curated record. Gene Ontology annotation, biological process: regulation of transcription by RNA polymerase II. Lineage: Eukaryota; Metazoa; Chordata; Mammalia; Rodentia; Muridae.